Molecule: messenger RNA, 2888 nt
Organism: Menidia menidia (Atlantic silverside)
Lineage: Eukaryota; Metazoa; Chordata; Actinopteri; Atheriniformes; Atherinopsidae
Source: the annotation of a GenBank genome assembly
GGCAAGCCCGUUCCUGUCUUUGUGUCGUCCCCUGAGAAGCACCGGCCCGGGCCGGUGGGCCCUCCCACCGGGGGGAGAGGGGUUUGGCUUAAAUGCGGAAGUUCGAGUUCCGUUCAGCUCAGUUCCUCCAAGCUGAGAUCCGACGGGCUCCAGUCGCGCUCCGCUCCCUCUCUCUACAGAACCCGCUUUCCCAAGGCAAGGUGCAUCAUGAGCAGCAGUUACAGCGUCUCCCUGGCCGGCCCCGCUCCAUGGGGCUUCAGGCUCCAAGGAGGAAAGGACUUCUGUCUGCCCCUCACCAUUUCACGGCUGACUGAGGGGGGCAAGGCAGCCAGCGCCAAGAUGACUGUUGGAGACAUCAUUCUUUCUAUUAAUGGCGUUUCCACAGAAAGCAUGAAUCACCUUGAGGCCCAGAACAAGAUUAAGGCCUGCACAGGCAAUCUCAGCCUCACUCUGCAGAGACCCUCCGCUGUCUCUAAAGAUGGAGAGCACAAGGAUGAACCUCAAGAGAUCAUUAAGCCUGUGCCAAUCACUCACCCUGCGGCAAACACCACUUACACCAAGCCCAUAAGUCAGCCCACUCCUGCCUACAACAAGACAGCUCGGCCAUUUGGGGGGGUCAGCGGUGGGAUUGCAGCUUCGUCUUCCCCGGCUGCUCCCAGAGUUGCCUCCAUCCCCUCAGAGUCAUCAGCUUUCACCCCGGCUGCCCCCUCUCAGCCACCGCAGCCUCCGUUUCCACUCAAGUCCAUCUUCGCUGCUUCAGACUCGGCUCCAGCGAAUUCCCUCCCCAAACCCAGCCCUGGCCGCGCCACCUUCACGUCCCCGCCUGCCUCUUCCUCCUCGUCUAACUCAUCCUCACCCGCCAGAGUGACAGCCCCCCCUUCCAAUCCUACUGUCCCACAGCCCUCUGUCUAUAACACCCCUAUAAACCUAUACUCCAGUGCCAAUGCUUGCGAGGUGGCCGUAGGGCAGAGGCGGGGUCUUUUGGAGAGCCAGGGGCUCACAGAGUAUGUAAAUGGGAAACCUGGUGUGGAGCCUGAUAAUGGGAUACCUGCACUGAGUGAUGCAAGCAAGAAGCGUUUGAUUGAGGACACAGAGGACUGGCACCCCAGGACGGGAACUUCUCAGUCUCGGUCUUUCCGCAUCCUGGCCCAGCUGACCGGUACCGAAAAUGAGCAAAAUGCAGAGAACGGUGGAAAGAAUGAGCCUGUUGAAAAUGCCGUUCCUGCUAUGCACACCUCGUCUGCAGCAAAGACGUUUUCCAAAUCUGCUCCCAGGAAUGGAAAUGUUGCUCCUGCUUCCAAUUUUAAAAGCCCUGCGUCCCAGACCAAAACCUCCUUCCAGCCUGGAGGUCUUUCAGGUAUUCCUAAAGUUGGAGCACCUCCUUCAUUUGGAAAAGUUGGAGGUCCUGCUCCUAAAGGACCAGACCGCCCCACUCCACAGCCCCAUCCGGAGGACCUGAACUCUCUGGUGCAAAGGGCCGAGCACAUCCCGGCCGGAACACGCACCCCCAUGUGCUGCAAGUGCAGCAACGUGAUCAGGGGCCCGUUCCUUGUGGCCAUGGGCAUGUCAUGGCACCCAGAGGAAUUCAACUGUGCUCACUGCCACUCCUCUCUGGCAGACCGUGGAUUCGUGGAAGAGAAGGACCAGGUGUACUGCGAGCGUUGCUACGAGCAGUUCUUCGCUCCCACCUGUGCUCGCUGCCAGGAGAAGAUUCUUGGGGAAGUUAUGAAUGCCCUGAAACAGACUUGGCAUGUGUCCUGUUUCAUCUGUGUAGCCUGCCAACAGCCAAUCAGAGGCAACAUGUUCCACAUGGAGGAUGGUCAGCCUUACUGUGAAAGAGACUACUACACCAUGUUUGGGACCAACUGCCACGGCUGUGACUUCCCCAUCGAGGCGGGGGACAAGUUUAUGGAGGCGCUUGGAUUCACUUGGCACGACACCUGUUUUGUUUGUGCAGUCUGCUCUGCUAGUCUGGAAGGCCAGCCUUUCUUCUCUAAAAAAGACAAGGCCUUGUGCAAGAAACACGCCCACACUGUCAAUAUCUAACCUGCCUUUACAAAUAUAAACAAAACAAGACAAGUUUGCAGGAACUUACUAGAUCUUGGAUAUGUUCUGAACGCAAGUGUGUGUGUUUUGGUAGAAUAACAGCUGGUCAAAGACCCCAUCCUAAGCUUUAUUUUGUCUAUUAUUUUGUCAGUUUGCUGUUGUCGUUCCUUAUUCCAUAUCACUUUGUAGCUGAAUAUGCUAAUAUGAGUACAUUUCAAUGCGCUGUUUGUGUUGUAUUGUACUGUUCUAGUAGAUUUUCGAGUCUUAAGUUUGGCGUUGGGUUUUCUAACUGUGCUCGAUGUGUGCCUUGAUGAGGUGUUUGAGUUCAACAAAAAGAGAGUUUACUGCUGUGACCUACUAAUCUCUUCAGGGGUCACAUACUAGGAAAUAUUUUGAUAAAGCUAAACCAUGCAUUAGUAAAGCGAGUGCAGUAUUCACAAAUCAGGAUUAUUUAUCUUUAAGAAGAUAAUAUAUUUAUUUGUUUGCAGGGAUCACGCGGUCAGCAUGUUCUGGGAAGUAUCCAUUUUUGCCGUUGCUUUAAAUUUAUGAUAUUUAAUCAUUUCCACUUAAUGAAAGCAAGCACAUUAUAAACUGUGCAGGUCUCCUUGCCUUUUAAUGUAUUUUUGAAAAAAAAAAGUAAUGGCCAUACAGAUCAAGAACUUUUAAUUUGUGCUGUUCGCUUACCUCCCUCCUGGUAUUGAAACGCAUUCAUAAAAUCUUAUAUUUCUCUAUUGACCUUCCACCUUGACAGUUUUCAUCCCAUGAGGAGUUGUUGUAUCAUGUUUUAGGGGUUUUGGUGAAAUUUGCUUAAUAAAACAUUUGUAAUAUAUUAAUGCAAAACA